GAGGGAGGAGACGUGUUCGGCGCAGUGAUCUUUGCUGGUAAAGGUCCUAACUGGAAUGGUGAUCGAUAAACAAAUCUCACGGUGCAAAUUCAUGACAGCGAUAGCAUAGCAGCUAGUUGACAUUUGCCACUUUUUAAAGAGCCGGCUUCGACUCCACACGGACGCUUGAGAGUAUGGAACGGAAAAGUGUACCAGUCAGGCGUGUCCUCUGUAAGCCACAGACAGUGCGAGGUCCAACCAACAACUUUCACACCGAGGAGGCCAGCCAGUCUCGUGCUGCACAUUUAGUUCUUACUAAAGUCCAGCGAAGUGGGCACAAGCACCAUGAUGUCAACCAUCAAAUCAGGACCAAGCCAGACUUGAACACAACAUUGCCAGUUCGACAGACGGCCUCCAUCUUCAAGCAGCCAGUGACCAAAGUAACAAAUCACCCGAGCAACAAGGUGAAAACAGACCCCCAGAGAGCUGUGGAACAACCAAAACAGUUGUUCUGGGAGAGGAAGCUGAGUGGGUUAAGUGCCUUUGACAUUGCAGAUGAGCUGGUGAAAACCAUGGAUCUUCCCAAAGGCCUACAAGGUGUGGGGCCUGCGAGUUCUGACAAAACGCUGCUGUCCGCCAUCGCCAGCGCCCUCCACACAAGCCCCGCCCCUGUCACUGGCCAGCUCACGGCGGCUGUGGAGAAAAACCCGGGAGUGUGGCUCAACACGACACAGCCUCUCUGCAAGGCAUUUGUGGUGACAGAUGAAGAUAUCAGGAAGCAGGAGGACCUUGUACAGAGUGUGAGGAGGCGGCUCGAGGAAGCCCUCAUGGCUGAUAUGUUGGCUCAUGUCGAGGACGCCGCUGUGGAUGCGGCGCCCAGCACGGUAGAAGAAGAUGAAGAAAAGGAGGAGGGGGAGGAGAAGGGGGCUGAGCGGGUGGAAAAGGAGGAGUUAUAGCCAAGGUACACAAAAUGGCUGUGAUGAUUCCUGCAGUGCUGACUGAUUUUUCUUACAUCGUUUACCACAACUUGAACUGAAGUCAUCAACUAUCCUGGGGAUUUUCUGUUUGUUACUUCAACUAAAAUAAAACUUUAAGCGGAGGUAUUAGCUUAAUUUUCAAACUAAAACUUGUUUUUUUUGUAUUUGUAAAAACUGAAAAAGGUGCUCUUUGUUUCAGCUCUUACCUCCAUCAAUGUUUAGCAGAUGUGUUUGGUGCUGCACACUAUUCAUCCAGUGUUGUGUUCAUAACAGCUGCUAAACAAGCUCAAACAAACCGGGGUGUAUGUAAACUGUAAAUUAUCUCUGUAAAUGUCAGUCCUUUUGUGAAGAACACAUUUUUAUAUCCCCACUGUCACAGUAAGUAAUGUUUAUGCUCAGAAGCAUAGAAAAGAUUGCAGAAUUUCUGCAUGCAUGCUGUACUCUUUUACAUUAUGCUGAGAGAGAUAAUAUAGUUUGGUUUUCAAAUAUUCUUUGUUUACAAUAACUUUAGGUCAUGUUUUAUAAUGGCAAGCUAUAUUGAAAGAAACACUGAUACUUAACUACUGUACAUGAUUCAAUAUAUUGUUUAAU
Molecule: messenger RNA, 1547 nt
Organism: Phycodurus eques (leafy seadragon)
Lineage: Eukaryota; Metazoa; Chordata; Actinopteri; Syngnathiformes; Syngnathidae
Gene: mbd3a
Product: methyl-CpG binding domain protein 3a
Exons: 6
Coding region: 174-935 (253 amino acids)
Source: RefSeq, a predicted model, not a curated record